Messenger RNA from Arabidopsis arenosa, 778 nucleotides. Lineage: Eukaryota; Viridiplantae; Streptophyta; Magnoliopsida; Brassicales; Brassicaceae. The record is from the annotation of a GenBank genome assembly.
UGAUAUAAGAGAAAAACAUAAGAACAAUAAAUCUCUCUCAAAGCUCUACUCUCUUUUCCUCUUUUCACUCUCAUAAUUUGAAGUAGUUCGUAUCAAGCUAUGUGGUCGUCUUGGAAUGGAAAUGCAUCUAAUAACAGUUCGGUAGAUCAAAGUUCUGAGACUAUACAUCAUGAACAUAACAUCCUUGAAAGGGGUGGAUUUUUAGGAUCAGAAGAAGCGCAACCUAUCCAAUCCAAACCAGAACUUCCCCUCCUGAAGGAUUUAAUGGUCCAGUGUUUAAGCUGUGAGAAAUGGAGACUAAUACCUUCUAUGCAGAAGUACAAAAUCAUAAGGGAAAAAGAGAUUUAUGCCCCUUUUGUCUGCGACGAUGCUUCGGAGUGGAAGCCAUAUAUGUCAUGUGAUGUUCCUGAAGAUGAAACAACAUGUGAUAUAUGGGCUAUUGAUGUGCCUAGCAUCCCUUGCCCACCACCCGGCUGGAAACGUGAAGUGCAUUUUAGGCGUGAAGGAUCGACAAGAUUCGCGGAUGUGUUCUUGAAUGACCACCCUGAAUACAUAAGAGAGGGAUUAAAUCCUUCUCUAUUCUCCUUCAAAAUGCCAAAACCCCUUGAUGAAAACUAUGUUAAGAAGCGCACUCGACCAGCGAAACCUACUGUAGAUGAUGAAGUGGCAUUGAUAUCUCCAGGUGAUCAUAGAGAGUCGCAACAUGGUCAAUCCUCCAAAAAGAUAAGAACAUGAAAUCGGUGAAAUCAUUGAAGAUUUAUAAAUAAUUGAGAACUUA